Molecule: messenger RNA, 3069 nt
Organism: Puntigrus tetrazona (Sumatra barb)
Lineage: Eukaryota; Metazoa; Chordata; Actinopteri; Cypriniformes; Cyprinidae
Product: cleft lip and palate transmembrane protein 1-like protein
Exons: 18
Coding region: 816-2414 (532 amino acids)
Cellular component (GO): membrane; endomembrane system
Source: RefSeq, a predicted model, not a curated record
CAUGUAUUUAAUUAUUCAAUUUUGAGUUAUCUGGCCCUCCAUAAACUGUCUUUAAUAUGUUGUCAUAAUUCUAGCAUUCAAGAAAAUACUGGAAUGUAAUGUAAAAUAUUUUAACAGAAUCUUUAAUGCUAUAGUCUGUUAAUACAUAUUUAUGUAAUUUAGUUUCCUUAUUUUUAUAUUUUAUUAUUAGAUUACAAACGUAAUUUUUUGCAUUAGAAUUUAUGUGUUAAUUAAGAAAUCUUUAAAAGCUGCACGUGCAUUUUAAUUUACAAUAUUCUUUAAUGUAAUCUUCAUAAAUGCAUUUUUGCUAAAUAUAACUUAAAUAUAUAGUUACUUUUGUAUUGUAAAUAAGUAAAUAAUUAAAUACAAAUAGUAUUUGAGUCGUCAUCUUUUACAUUACCACUGCAGAACAAUGCGACUCUGAUUAUGAGCAUUAAAAGUCAGAAGCGCAUAUUAUCAUUGCGGCCGCAGGGUGGCGCUCUCCGCCAACAUCCCACUCAAACCAGCCCACAGAUAACGCUCCAGUAUUUUGAGAUGCUGGUCGCAAGACCGAUCGUUCGGUUGCAUUAUUCGAGAAAUUAGACGCAAACGCUCAUCUUUGCGCUCUGACUGUUUUAGGCGUCCCGCGAUCCUCCGAAACGUCACCUCGCCGCCGCGCGGAUGCUCUCGCGCGCCUGGAAUAAACACCGCAUCAUCUCCCGCCCGCGAGCGCACAGCGAAUGAAUGAACGGACGAGGCGAGCGAUGCUGCGCUUCGCCUGGGAGGGGUAACGCUAGCAGCUUUUGUUACAAUAACGAACUCGGCGCGGCGCUAAGAUGUUCCCGUCGUGCUAUUCCAAGCCCAAAAAUGGCUCUCAGUUCAAGAUGUCUUACACUAAAGUGAUUUUCGGGGUGUUGGUGGUGUAUGUCCUCCAUACGUGCUGGGCCAUAUACGGCUUCAUUCACACCAAACCCUGUGACGGCUCUAAAGGGGACAGCUGCGUUACAUCUUACCUCACUGUCAAGCCUCGACUUCAGCUCAGUAUCUAUUCCGCUCUGGACCCCGGCGAUGAAACUGGAUACAACCUACUGUUCAGAGUGGACAAAUUUGACAUUCACGCCAAGUUUGAAAGGAAGGCGAGUGUCGCAGUUCCCGAGAUGACCCAUGACAAUGGGACGGUCCAUGCUGUGGUGUUUGUGCACAAGAGUGGAGUUUUGCCUUGGAAAGACAGUAGACACGUGCGGCUUGUGGCACGUCUUACCUCUCAAAUGGUGCCUCUUCAGUCUGGCGGUCGUGAGGCACCAGAAAGGCAGCAGAUUGUUUCAUACUGGAGAUCACGACUUACCUUGAAUGUAAUGAAUGAAGACUUCACCUUCAACAGCGCUUCGGUGCCCAGCGACCUUCGCCGCUAUAUGAAAAUAGUUGAAGAUGGAAAAAAGGAGAAAAAGAAAUUUUAUCUGCCACUGCUACUGGUUGAUGAACUAAGAAGCAGAUUACAUGACUUAAUAGAGAUGAACAGCACCACAAAAGCAGUCCCUCUGACAAUAUCAUAUGACACCAUUACCUUACGCAAGUUCAGAAUAUGGAUCCACAUACAAGCUGUCAUAUACUCACUCAAACAUUUUGGCUUUUCGGAGCAGAAUCUCGAUGAAAUUAAAGCCAUGUUUGUUGAGAGUGGGCUACACGUCUUGGCUUUGUCCGUUCUGGUUCCUGCAUUCCAUCUAUCGUUCGAAAUCUUUGCCUUCAAGAACGACAUAAGGUUCUGGCGAGAAAAGAAGAGUUUACAGCUGGGGAAUAAUGUGUGCUGUGAUAAUUUUGUGUGGAGAUGUUUCAGCACCUUCGUGAUAUUCCUCCAUCUACUAGAAGAACAAUCCAGCUGGCUGAUUCUUCUUCCCACUGGGAUCUCGGCUCUAAUUGAGUUAUGGAAAGUGAAAAAGGUCUUAGCGCUUUCACCCAAAUUUCAUGAUGAACGAAUGGACGAUUUCGAGCGAGCAACAGAAGACUAUGAUUCCAAGGCAAUGAAGUUCUUGUCAUAUCUGAUGUAUCCGCUGUGUAUCAGUGGGGCCAUAUAUUCAUACUUAUAUCUCCAAAAUAAAAGUUGGUAUUCUUGGAUAACAAAUGGCCUUAUUAGUGGUGUUUAUGCGUUUGGAUUUCUGUCAAUGGUUCCUCAGUUAUUCAUCAACUAUAAGUUAAAAUCGGUGGCCCAUCUGCAGGUGUCCAUUUUUAUGUAUAAGGGCUUGAACACAUUUAUCAGUGACAUGUUCAGUGGAGUAAUAACCACUCCUGGACCCCAUCAGUUGGCGUGUUUCAGAGAUGAUGUGGUCUUCCUCAUCUACCUUUAUCAGCGCAGGAUUUACCCGGUGAACAAGGCCAGGUCACGUGAUUACGGGGCACUGCACAGGAAGAAACCCAAAGGAAAGCCACACGAAGACUAACCCUCCGAAGAGUUCUCUGCUUGCGCUCUCCAUGCAUGCAAUACAGGAGAAACGUUACGGAAACUAAAGAAGGGCAUUACGGCCGCUGGACGUUCUCUUUGUGUAUCCUUGUAAUGAGCCUGCCUCCUGCUGUCUGCUGCGACAUCCGACAGAGCUGCACGUACAGUACACUCGCGUCCACUCGAACAAGCCAGACCUGAAGGGAUCAGCAGCGCACACCUGCUUUAGACUAAAUCCGUGUGUAAUAUUCACUCAGGCCGAUCCAACCGACAGUUAGAAAGCGACGUAAGCUCUGAAGGAAACUACAGCGACGCCCACCUGUGCUUUUAUAACCUUUGAAUUGAAUGACUGCAAUGCAAUACCUACGACCACCGCAUCUACGUUACCGUUUUCAAACAUUCCGAUUUAACGGCCGCUUGCUGUUUUUGAACGGAAAAGCACUUUCCACGGAUUCGGAAAGAUAUUUCGAGUUAGCCGCUUUGCAUUUAUUUCCGUUUCGCACUUAAGCGGGAAACGACUAACUUUUGUCACGUGCACUAUUUGGUCUUGUUUAUUACAAAAGCAUCAUUUUUCUUGAAAACACAACGCCUGUUUGACCAUGCCCGGGUUUCUUUUGUCUCCUAAAACAUGUUUUAAUUAAAGUUUGACGAUACAA